Molecule: messenger RNA, 670 nt
Organism: Dioscorea cayenensis subsp. rotundata (Guinea yam)
Lineage: Eukaryota; Viridiplantae; Streptophyta; Magnoliopsida; Dioscoreales; Dioscoreaceae
Product: LOB domain-containing protein CRL1-like
Exons: 2
Coding region: 11-628 (205 amino acids)
Biological process (GO): hormone-mediated signaling pathway; positive regulation of DNA-templated transcription
Cellular component (GO): nucleus
Source: RefSeq, a predicted model, not a curated record
ACUACUAAAAAUGACAGGCUUUGGUUCUCCUUGUGGAGCUUGCAAGUUUUUAAGAAGAAAAUGUGUUAAGGGUUGUGUUUUUGCUCCUUACUUUUGCCAUGAACAAGGAUCCACACAUUUUGCUGCAAUUCACAAAGUUUUUGGUGCAAGCAAUGUGUCGAAACUACUCGGGCACCUCCCGAUUAAUGAUCGUUGCGACGCCGCUCUAACGAUCUCUUAUGAAGCUCAAGCUCGUCUUCGAGAUCCUAUCUAUGGUUGUGUUGCUCAUAUCUUUGCUCUUCAACAACAGGUUGUUAACUUGCAAGCACAGUUAGCAUCACUGAAAGCUCAAGCUGAACAAAGCUUUGUGAUCAAUAAUGGCUCUUCUUCUUCUUCUUCUCAUUCUUCCAUUUCAAUCAAUCAAGAUUGCAAUGGAUUACUGCAGAGUCUUAUGAACAUGAACACUGAUCAAUCUUAUCAAGAUAAUUAUCAUUUGAACUCGAUAACCGAACAAUUCUCGGUCAGCUUUGAUGAGAACUCUUGUGGCAUGGAGUCACUAGGCAUGCAGGAAGAUAUGAUCAAGAGAUCAACUUACCAUGACAUGGAUGAUCUUCAGUCUGUUGCCUUUGCUUAUCUUCAUCACUCAUGAGUGGUAGAGAUAUUUUAAUUAGUAUCUUUAUCAACAUUAAAU